UAUAACUAGUAAGGGACCUCUUAACUGUGCACUCUGAAAAACUUAUCUUAAAUGUGAGACCGAGUUUUCAAAAUCAUGGGACAUUCAAAAGUGCUCAUGCUUUGUUGCAUGAUGAUGGUUGUUUUUCCAGUGACUUGUCAUGGAAGUAAAAUAUUAAUGUAUCCUGUUGAUGCAGGCUACAAUAGCAGACUUAUGAACAUGUUUAAACUCGGCAGAAUGCUCAUUAAGGCCAACCACCAGAUCACAUUUGUUGUUUCCGAGAGAAUGAAAGAAGAUGCUUUGUUUAAAUUGGCAGAGGGAGGAAAAGUGGAUUCAAACCUCAAUGUAAUCAGCUAUAUUACUCCACCAGUGGAUCCGACACUAAUGCACUUGAGUACUGAGAACCAGGACUUUCUUGAUGCAUUGAUCGUUAAGGACUUUGCACAGUCUCUCAAUUUAUAUGCUCCAGCAUCAAGAAUGGCUUUAAAGAGCAACCUUGAGGAUGAAACUGUCAUUGGCCAUUUAUAUGCAAAACAGUUUGACCUUAUUAUCGCGGAUGAAUUUGUGCUUUGCCCAAGAAUCAUUGCUGCAGAUAGAAACAUUCCGAUCAUUUUGUAUUCCAACUGGGGCCCAAUGUCUAUUGAUUCUGAUAUCAUUCCAAGGUACAGCCUAGCAUAUGUUAAUGCAAAUUUCAAUAGAUUCAGUGAUGUUAUGACAUUUCUACAAAGACUUGAAAAUAGUGCUUGCAACGGUAAUGGAUCUCACUGCCGGUAAAUUUCACCUCCAUUACCUUACCGUUACCGAUAAUCGUUGAUACUGAUAAUGUUCCUAAAAUCCCGGGGAAAAAUCUGAAAGUGAAACUAAAAUAUUUGGAAAAAUCCUUAACGAAGCCGAUUUCUCAGCUUGAUUUCCCG
Molecule: messenger RNA, 893 nt
Organism: Owenia fusiformis
Lineage: Eukaryota; Metazoa; Annelida; Polychaeta; Sabellida; Oweniidae
Source: the annotation of a GenBank genome assembly